Lucilia sericata (common green bottle fly) is the source of this 2673-nucleotide messenger RNA. RefSeq names its product general transcriptional corepressor trfA-like. Bases 346 to 2658 code for a protein of 770 amino acids. The transcript has 3 exons. The record is from RefSeq and is a predicted model, not a curated record. NCBI's taxonomy places the organism in Eukaryota, Metazoa, Arthropoda, Insecta, Diptera, Calliphoridae.
UAAAACUCAAACAGCAAACACCAACAAUUUCUUUUAAUUUUGUUAGAUACAAUAAAGAAAUUUUAAAAAAUUUAUAUUUUUUAAAAAUUAAUUAAAAGCAAUGUUAAAGAAUUUUAACGAUUUAUUAAAAAUAACAACGAAUUUAAAACGAAAUGCACGAAAAUUAAAAACGAAUUUAAAAAAUAAUAAAAUAUUUAUAAAUAAAUAAUAAUAGAGUUUAAAAAUUAAGAGAAACAAAAAGAAAGAGAGAGCGAGAGUGAAAGAAGAAUAAACAAUUUCUCUUUAACUUAAUGAAGAGGACUAUGUACUUAAAGUUUUUAAGCUAGAACAACAACGUCAACAAUAAUGAGUGAUUUAUCUCGUAUGUGGUUUCGUUUAACGGGCAGCGGUGGCUCCUCCACCACCGAAGAGGGAGAUGAUUUACCACCACAAGAGCCACUGGGAAACGCCAUAAAUCUAACAAAUGAAAAUAAUAAUAAUAAUAAUAACAACAACAAUGAAACCUUUUCAAAAUUUGAUAAAUUUCGCAGAGGAAGUUUUCGUAGAAAAUCCUCUUCUAUGGGGCAAUCUAGUAAAAGAUCCAAAUCUCCACAUUUCAUAAUAAAACAUCAGCCAUCUACUUCGCUGGAAGAAGCAGAUGAAAUGGAGGAGAAAGAAAUUAUACAAAAAACAGAUAAACCGCCAACUGUUGCCUUAAAUGUGAAACCUAAAAAAGUGAAAACAACAACAAAAGAAAAAUCUAAACAAAAAGAUAAAGAUAAAACUGCAAAGAAAGCAAAAGAAAUGGAGAAAGAGAGGGAGAAAGAGAAAGAAGAGUUAGUGAGUGUUAUACCACACAGUGAUUCCCUGACCAAGUGUAAUAAUAAAAAGACCUCGCUAAAGUCUUUGAAGAAUGCUGAUACACAAAAAAAGAAAUUCUACAAAAACUUUUACAAUACAAAAACGGCCUCGCAGGAUAGUCAAGAUGAGACGAUAGAUAAAACGCAAUUGACGCAUAUUUUCCCCAACAAUAGUGCAGGCAUAACGGUUUCAGCUUUAGCGGAAGAUGACGAUGAUGACGACGAUGAGGAGGAGGAGGAAGCUGAAGAUGAGGAUUCAGAGGAUAGUGAAAGUGAUACAGAAGAUACCGAUAGCAGUGAGGAGGAACAUAAACAAGACUCAGCCAUUUCCACUACUCCCGACAAUUUACCCCGUUUGGGUAAAGAGAAAAUUUUCCUAAAUGAUCGUAAAUUUCGCAAUAAUCGCAUAGAGAAAAGUUCUUCAAAGACAAAAAUAGCGGGAGAUCUAGAUAAACGUGAGAGUAUUAAACGUUCACGCAGCAGCCGUAAAAUACCCACCGCUAGUGCCAUAAUGGCGGCUGCCGAAGAGAAAAACAAACAGCAACAACAACAAAAGAAAUUGAAAACUGAGGCCAAAGACUCUAAGAAACAAACACGAGGCCAUUCGAAUCUCAAUCUACAGGCUCUAGUCAAGUUUGUUAUGAACAAUAAGAAAUUCCUUAAUACCGAUGAUUUCAAUCUAAUCAGACGCAAGUCGAUAUCGGAGGCCGCUUCGGCAGUUAUGCAAGUGGCCGCCACUUGUAAACCCAUGCCUAUAGCUUUAAAAUAUUCCCAAGAUGGUGUGGUAGCCGAUGCUCCCAAAGAGAAUGAUAUCAAGGGUGAACGUAAUGUGGUUUUAGUUAAGAAACAAAGUUUAAAUAAUUCUUUCUAUGAUCGUCUUUUAAAUAAUCCCACCCUGAAUGUAGACUCUCUUAAACCUCCCGUCAAAGAGCGUAAAAUUUCUACAGCUAAAAGCUCUCCCAACUCCACAUCCUCCAUAACAUCUAAAACCUCCUCGGCCAAAGUUAAACGCAAUAGCUCGAAUAGCAGCAAAAGUAGUGGUAACUUUGAGGAUGAGGCUUUCUAUUCGUGUGACGAACGUGAUGAAGAUGAGCUAGACUGUGCUCAGGAGAGCCACACACAACAGCCCAUAAAGAUAGUUGAACCUAAGCGUAAAUCAUCUUCCCCUUCUCUUACAUCGAGAGUAGCGGCUAAGAUUAAUGAAACCACAAAUAAUUAUAAGAAUCGUAAGGCAGCCAGUAAGAAUGCCAAAAAGCGUAAGACUUUAGCCGCUUCGGCAGUGGCAGGAGUUGAAUGUAAUGAGGGUCCCGAGUACUAUAAGCAGUUAAAUGUUGAACGUUUAAAUUCCACUUCCAUACAAAGGCAUCCCUCAGACCGCAGGACGGAUUCAGCAAAUUUAUCAAUACGCUCGAAUGGCAAUACAUCAGCAAAUUUAAAUAACAGCGAUUUACACAGUUCAUUUCAUGGCGCCGAUACCAGUAUGGGUGCCCUUGGGGCACAAGGCGGUAACGCAGCGACAAUCACCGGUAGUGAUGCAACAAAUACAAACAUUGGAGCCUUAUCAACCGCAACACCACAGAAUGUUGGUGCCAUCUCACCCGGUGGAUCGGGUGUUUUGGGUGCCCUAAAUGACAUAAAUGCGCAGGACGCAAAUGAGGGUAAUUUACGUAGAGAACGUUUACAUCAACAACAUCAACAGAAUAAAAGUGCUCCCGUCUCAGUUAAUCGCUCGGAAUCGUAUAAGGAACGUUUAUCACACAAACGUAAUCGUAGUCAACGUAAAACUUCAGAUCCAAAUUUAACAUCGAGACCAAAGUAAGUUUUAGACUUUUUU